Molecule: messenger RNA, 1548 nt
Organism: Salmo salar (Atlantic salmon)
Lineage: Eukaryota; Metazoa; Chordata; Actinopteri; Salmoniformes; Salmonidae
Product: transmembrane protein 47
Biological process (GO): cell-cell adhesion
Cellular component (GO): membrane; cell-cell junction
Source: RefSeq, a predicted model, not a curated record
UCAUCAGGGUUUUCAUCCCAACUCGCUACAGUCGAUUCUGAACUUUCGGAUUGAGGGUGCUGGAGGACGAGGUCACAGCUUUUCUUGUCUCCUCAAUUUUAAAAGGCGUGGAUCGAAGUAAACUUAAUAUGAAAACAUGUCUGUAAAUGAAGUGUACGUUUUCAGACCAUUCAAGUUGAUUGCUUUACUUUGUGUAUUUCUGGCAUUGUGUCUGGACAUUGUAGCGUUAUUGAGUCCCGCCUGGGUAACCGCAGAGCGGUUUUCUUUGUCGCUAUGGGAAUCAUGCACCGAAAAAGAUUCUGGCUGGAGAUGCCUUUCCACCCUCAAAUCUGACUGGCAGAUAGCCACCCUCGUGUUGCUGCUGGCCGGUGCUGCGGUGACUCUGGUGGCCUUCCUUGUGGCCCUCAUCUCCCUGUGCCGGGGGACACACAGACAGCACUACCGCACUGUAGCUGUGUUCAUGUUCGCUGCAGUGGUCCUUCAGGCCUGUGCACUGGUCCUCUACCCAAUCAAGUUCAUUGAUGGAACCGUCCUGCAGACCUACCAUGAGUUCAACUGGGGCUACGGACUGGGCUGGGGAGCCACCAUCUUCAUGCUAGGAGGAGGCAUCCUCUUCUGCCUCCGGACAGACAUGUAUGAGGAUGCUAUGUACUGAGUCCUUAUCUCUCCUUCUCCUACUCUCUCUAUCUCUCUCUUGCUCUUUCUGUCACACACACACACACACACACACACACACACACACACACACACACACACACACACACACACACACACACACACACACACACACACACACACACACACAAACAAAUCAAUAUUCACACCCAUACUCUGGUACAACAACACACACACAUAAACAUACACACACAUGCACACACAUCGCCUUCCUCUGCCACCAUAGACAAGCUUAGACACCUACAUAUAUCUCACAGACACCACUCCACGCUGUUAUUUAUAGACAGAGUGUGAGGACCUGUUCUAAGACAGGGCUCCUGGCUCUGGCUGAUCAACAGGAGAGAUGAAGUCGGAGGAACAGCUGUGUGGAGUGUCUGUCUGUCCUCAGUGGGCUCCCAGAGACCCCCACCACGGUCAGACAGAUGGCGAUGCUGUUAAAGCACAGAGAUGGUUUUGGACAGAGAUGGGCCACUCGACCUAUGAACUUUUCUACAGCACAUCCCAUGGAUCUCCAUUCGUAGAGGAACAAGAAAGAUUCUCUGAGCCCUCCCCUCUGGGCUGAGGUGUUUAUAUAAGGGAUUGGUAUAUAUUCCUUUUAUUGGGUGUAUUUUAUGUUGUUUAGAAUUUCAUGAUGACAAAUCAAAUUAGGGAUGUAUUGAUGUUAUCAUUUAUCUUGCUAUCCGAUCUCCCACAGGAAGAUAUAUUUUAUGUGUCGCUGUUUGAUAAUUGCAGUUUCUGCACACUGAUAACUUAACAUGGGAUCAGAGGUGAAUCCCUAGCUACGUGUCUUCAUAGCUGAAACAUAUCUGGUUUUGCCAGCUCCUUACAUUUGAAGUGUAAAAUAAACAGUACUGUUACAUAUGCAAAAAUCAA